Molecule: messenger RNA, 357 nt
Organism: Fusarium vanettenii 77-13-4
Lineage: Eukaryota; Fungi; Ascomycota; Sordariomycetes; Hypocreales; Nectriaceae
Exons: 3
Coding region: 1-357 (118 amino acids)
Cellular component (GO): preribosome, large subunit precursor
Source: RefSeq, a predicted model, not a curated record
AUGGCAAAGAGUUCACGAUCAAGCACCCGAAAGGCCAACAACCGGCGCCUGGUGGCCAACGUGUUUGGCCCGGCCGAAUCGGCGCGAGCUGAGCGUCUCUCCGCAAAGCUGCUUGAGCUGGCCCAGCAGCCAAAGCCCGAGUCCUCAGAUGUCAAGAUGAGUGUUGAUGAGGACAACGAGGAGUCAAAUGAAAAGGAGGACGCCGAGGAGGUGACAACGAUGGACGUCGACUCUGGUAAGCCUUCAAGCGGCCGUAUUGAGAAGAAGCGAGGCGACAAGCGAAAGCAGAAAAAGUCCAAGAUUGUCUUUGCCCCUUACGCAACCAGGUCAAAGGGAAAGAAGAAGAGAAGCUCCUAA